Mesoplodon densirostris (Blainville's beaked whale) is the source of this 549-nucleotide messenger RNA. RefSeq names its product translocase of outer mitochondrial membrane 5 (gene TOMM5). The transcript is spliced from 2 exons. Gene Ontology annotation, cellular component: mitochondrial outer membrane translocase complex. Lineage: Eukaryota; Metazoa; Chordata; Mammalia; Artiodactyla; Ziphiidae. The coding region runs from base 91 to 246 and encodes 51 amino acids. The record is from RefSeq and is a predicted model, not a curated record.
ACAGGAAAUGGGGUUAGGCCGAGUGCCGGCGCUGGGAGGCAGCUGAGAAGAGCGGAGGGCUGCCGCUGGAAAACGUGAGGAAGAGCCACGAUGUUCCGGAUCGAGGGCCUUGCGCCGAAGCUGGACCCGGAGGAGAUGAAACGGAAGAUGCGCGAGGAUGUGAUCUCCUCCAUACGGAAUUUCCUCAUCUAUGUGGCCCUGCUGCGAGUCACUCCUUUUAUCUUAAAGAAAUUGGACAGCAUAUGAAGAGUGGCUUCACGUGUGAAUGCAUGAUAUGAAGAACCUGGUUACAGUUUCUACUGCUAUCUGCAGAUGAAUAGACCCAGAAAGAUGUAAGAGACUCUUUGAUUAAAUGGACGUAAAAAUUCUACUUGUUAAGAACAAGUUUGGCUCUGGUAACUGACCUUUAUAGCUAAAAGAUAAAACUAUUUGGGAAGUAUGAAGAGACGUACCUGUGAUAUUCAGCCUCGGUGAAUGUUGGUGUUAUUGUACAUGAUGUCAGACUCCGUUUUCUAGCAAGUAUUAAUUAUAAGGGAAUUAUGUCUGCAA